Molecule: messenger RNA, 6673 nt
Organism: Passer domesticus (house sparrow)
Lineage: Eukaryota; Metazoa; Chordata; Aves; Passeriformes; Passeridae
Gene: TET3
Product: tet methylcytosine dioxygenase 3
Exons: 10
Coding region: 277-5364 (1695 amino acids)
Biological process (GO): positive regulation of transcription by RNA polymerase II
Cellular component (GO): nucleus
Molecular function (GO): DNA 5-methylcytosine dioxygenase activity
Source: RefSeq, a predicted model, not a curated record
UCGCGGCCGGCGCGUGCGCCCGCCAACGCCGGAGCUGCCUCCGGAUGCCGUGCAAAAAAAAAAACCAAAAAAAAAAACCCCAAAAAUCAGAAAUCCUCGCUAGAGCCGCCGGCAGGUGCCGGGGCGGUGGGAUGCGGUGAGCCCCGAGGUUGCAUCAUGCUGGGAAGGGCUGGGCAGAGUCCUCCAGGUUGUUGUGGUGGCCCCAUAAAGGAGCCCCGCUCUUGGCCUUUGGCUCCUCGUUAGCCGGGACGAGGUUUGUUUUUCGGGUUGCCCGACAUGGACUCUUUCUGGAAGACAGGUUCGGCGGGCAGCGCGGUUGAUGGACCCAGCAGAAGCCAAAUGGAAGAAGGGCCAAUUAAUUAUGUGGAAGAAAGGCGGCUGAAGGAGGGCAGCGGGCUCAGCCUGGUGAAUGGGGGCCGGCCGGAGGCGGGGGGUACCGUGCUGAUGGAGCCCAGCGGGUGGUCGCCGGGCCAGCCGCCCACCACUGGCAAAGUCCACCUGGAAGACGUCCGGAACCUGGUGGCCUUCUCCGCGGUGGCCGAAGCCGUUUCCUCGUACCGGCUCCCUCCGCCGGGCUCGCCGUCGCUGCUCUACGAGAAGUUCGACUCGGAGAUGAGCCGGGGCGGGCUGGGCACGGCGGACGGGGUGCCCCGAGGAGAGGACCUGCACGCCCUCAAGGCCGCCCUGGCGUUGGCCAAGCACGGUGUGAAGCCCCCCAACUGCAACUGCGACGGCCCCGAGUGCCCCGACUACCUGGAAUGGCUGGAGCAGAAGAUCAAGACGGCUCUUGGAGAAGAGCUGGCGUCACCUCGUCCCCGCGCCGCCGCCAUCCCCCCGCCUCCUCCCCCUGAAGGUGCUAUCGACCCCCAGCCGGUGCCUGAGGCUGCCGAGCCGUGCCCUCCCGACGGCCUCCCCUUUUCCCAGAGCGCGUUGACCAUCGCCAAGGAGAAGAACAUCAGCCUGCAGACCGCCAUAGCCAUCGAAGCCCUGACGCAGCUGUCGGCCGCCCUGCCCCAGCCCGCGGGCGAUGGGCAGCCCCCGCUGCCGCCGCCCGCCGCCGUCCCCUUCGGCCCCGGCCCCCUCGGCCCGCCGGGGGCCGCGUGGCAGCGAGGGGACGAGCCCCGGUACCCGCCCGAGCCGGGAGCAGCACCUGAGCCAUUUUUCGGCGCGGCACCUCCGCGGGGGAACUUCGCGGCCCCGUGGGGGCUGGAGGCCGAGGGGGCAGCGGGGGCUGGAGACCCCAUGGCCGAGCUGGAGCAGCUGCUGGGGAAUGCUGACGACUACAUCAAGGCGGCUUUCAAGAGACCCGAAGCGACGGCCGGCAAAGUGACAGCUCCCAAAACAGAGCCCCCCGAGCGAGCACCCAGCAAAGAAGCACCGGGCGGCCCCCGCGUGCCAGCACCGCAGGAGCCUGACCUGCACAAGAAGACACAGCUGGUCCUGCAGCAGCAUCUCCACCACAAGCGCAGCCUCUUCCUCGAGCAAAGCCUGGCGGCGGCGGCACCAACACCCCCGGACCGGCCGAGCGGCUGGUGGGCUCCCGGCGCCCCCGCCGCGCCCCCCAAGCCCUUGGAAAAGCAGCCCAAAGAGAAGAAGAAGAAAACGCCGCCCGAAAAGCCCCCGCCGGCCAAACCUCUCCGCAAGCAAGUGCAGAUCAAGAAGGCCAAGCAGAAGGACUCGCAGCCGCUCUUCCCUCCCCUCUGGCAGAUCAGCCUGGAGGGGUUUCGGGCGCCCGCCGAGCCCCCCGCCGAACCCCCCGCCGAAGAGAUGCAAACGGAGCCGCCGCCGCCGCCGGCCUUCCCGCACCAGCCUCUUGCACUACCCCAGCCCGCCGCAUGCCCCCCGCCACCAAACCCCCCGGACGGCGUCCCCCCGGCUCCCGACUCUCAGGAAAGGGGUGCCCCCGGGGGGGGCCCCCACAUUCACUCGGCGCCGGCGGGCUCAACUGGCUCGGAGGAAGCUGCCCCGCCGCCGGCCAGCUCGGCUCCCAUCAUGGUGGAUGACAAGUUGGAAGAGCUCAUCCGACAAUUUGAAGCCGAGUUUGGGGAGAAUUUCAACCUGCCGCCCCCCGAGACGCCUGCCCCGCUCGCCGCCGGGGCUGCCGAGCUGCCGGGGGGGCCAGCACCAGCCCCGCAAGGGUCCCCCACCGCGGCCAGCACCGCGGCCACCGCCGCCCCGGCUCCCGGCAGCGCUCCCCAAGCCGGACCCAAAAGCGUCUCUCCAGGGAAGGGGCCGCUGUCAGAGCCACCCUUCACUGCCCGCUCCCCCAAACAGAUCAAAAUCGAGUCUUCUGGUGCUAUCACCGUGGUGUCUACCACGUGUUUUUACUCUGAGGAAAGCCAAAACCCAGACGUGGACGACGUCGACAGAACGCCCACCAAGGACGAGGUGCCGCUGACGCCCACCCUGAGCGGCUUCUUGGAGUCUCCGCUGAAAUACCUGGACACGCCGACCAAAAGCCUCCUGGACACCCCUGCCAAGAGGGCACAGGCGGAAUUCCCCACCUGUGACUGCGUUGAGCAAAUCGUGGAGAAGGAUGAGGGGCCCUAUUACACCCACCUGGGCUCGGGGCCCACCGUGGCCUCCAUCCGGGAGCUCAUGGAGGAGAGGUACGGUGAGAAGGGCAAGGCCAUCCGCAUCGAGAAGGUCAUCUACACGGGCAAGGAGGGCAAGAGCUCCCGGGGCUGCCCCAUCGCCAAGUGGGUGAUCCGCAGACACAACCAGGAGGAGAAGCUGCUGUGCCUGGUGCGGCACCGCGCCGGCCACCACUGCCAGAACGCCGUCAUCAUCAUCCUCAUCCUGGCCUGGGAGGGCAUCCCCCGCACACUGGGGGACACGCUCUACCAGGAGCUCACCGACACCCUCACCAAGUACGGCAACCCCACCAGCCGCCGCUGCGGCCUCAACGACGACCGGACCUGCGCGUGCCAAGGCAAGGACCCCAACACCUGCGGAGCUUCCUUCUCCUUCGGCUGCUCCUGGAGCAUGUACUUCAACGGCUGCAAAUACGCCCGCAGCAAAACUCCCCGCAAGUUCAGGCUGGUGGGAGACAACCCCAAAGAGGAAGAGCUGCUCCGGAGAAGCUUUCAGGACUUGGCCACCGAGGUUGCUCCGCUUUACAAGAGGCUGGCGCCGCAAGCCUACCAAAACCAGGUCACCAAUGAGGAUGUAGCCAUCGACUGCCGGCUGGGCUUGAAGGAGGGGAGGCCGUUCUCGGGGGUGACGGCGUGCAUGGACUUCUGUGCUCAUGCUCACAAGGACCAGCACAACCUCUACAACGGCUGCACCGUGGUCUGCACGCUGACGAAGGAAGACAAUCGUGUGGUGGGGAAAAUUCCUGAAGAUGAGCAGCUGCACGUCCUCCCCCUCUACAAGAUGUCCAGCACAGAUGAGUUUGGCAGUGAGGAGAACCAAAACGCCAAGGUGGGCAGCGGGGCCAUCCAGGUGCUCACGUCCUUCCCCCGCGAGGUCCGCAAGCUGCCCGAGCCCGCCAAGUCCUGCCGGCAGCGGCAGCUGGAGGCCAGGAGAGCUGCUGCCGAGAGGAAGAAGCUGCAGAAAGAGAAGCUGAUGACACCAGAGAAGAUCAAGCAGGAAGCGCUGGAGCUCCCCACGCUCCAGCCAAAUGCAGGUAUGGCGUUGAAAGGCGGGAUAGCCCCGCAGCCGCUGAAACCUUCCAUCAAGGUGGAACCCCAGAGCCAUUACAACGCCUUCAAGUACAACGGCAACGCCGUGGUGGAGAGCUACUCGGUGCUGGGCAGCUGCCGGCCCUCCGACCCGUACAGCAUGAACAGUGUUUACUCUUACCAUUCCUACUAUGCACAGCCCAAUCUGCCUUCCGUGAACGGGUUUCACUCCAAGUUCGCGCUUCCCUCCUUCGGGUAUUACGGCUUUUCCAGCAACCACGUGUUCCCCUCGCAGUUUCUCAAUUACGGGGCGCCCGAGAGGAGCGGGAGCAGCUGGGUCAGCAACGGCUACGAGAAGAAGCCCGACGUCUCGGCGCUGCAGGAGAACCUCAACCACAGCUACGGGAACACCAAUUUCCCCGAGCCCAUCCCGCACAGCGUGCGGAGCAAAAACCAUCACCAGCGCACCUACGAGCGAGCCAACCGCUACGCCAGCCAGCAGAAAGCGGCGGCGGCAGCGCCCGGGGCGCACAGGACUAGCUCGGGCUCGGAGGAGGCACCGGCGUUUGCACAGAACUGUUUUGGCAGCAGGCCCAUCAAGCAGGAGCCCCCCGACCCCCCGCCUGCCAUCGAGCCCCUUCCCAGCGCUGCGGCCGUGCCCGGCGCUGGUUUAACGCUGCCGGCCGUCCCCGCGCACGGCACAGCGCCGGAGCAGCGGUGGAGCCCCUUCAAGGCUCCCCAGGGCACGGCUUCCCCCGAGAGGACUAGCACGGCUGAGGGCUCGUGGAGCGCGCUGGCGCCGGGCUCGGGCGGGCGGGAGAAGCUGAGCGCCUUCGAUGCCGCCGUGCGCUUGCCGCCGCCGGAGAAGCAGUGGUCCAACGUCCUGGCUGGAGAGACGGCGGCGGCGGCGCACGGCUCGGGCUUGCUGCCGAAAUCGUGGAGCCCCUGCAAGCUGGGGGAGACGGCGCUGGCGGGCACGGGCACCCCGGGCCUGCUGGGGUCGCUGGGGUUCAGCUCGGCUCUGCCAGGGCUCCCCGGCUUCCCCGAGGAGCCGUGGGGCUCCGUGAAGGUGGAGGAGCGGAGGACACCGGCACCCAGCCCGGGGCUGGCGGAGAAGCCGUGGGAGGCAGCGGCGGGUGAGAAGGGGGCGGCAGGGCCCCGCCAGGAGAAGCCGUGGGACCCCUUUGGCCUGGAGGAGGAUCUGCCGGAGAAGGCGGUGAAGGAGGAAGAGGAAGAGGAGGAGGAAGAGGAGGAGGAAGAGGAAGAGGAGUGGUCGGACAGUGAGCACAACUUCCUGGACGAGAACAUCGGCGGCGUGGCCGUGGCGCCCGCCCACGGCUCCAUCCUCAUCGAGUGUGCCCGCCGCGAGCUGCACGCCACCACCCCGCUGAAGAAACCCAACCGCUGCCACCCCACCCGCAUCUCCCUCGUCUUCUACCAACACAAGAACUUGAACCAGCCCAACCACGGCCUGGCACUGUGGGAGGCCAAGGUGAAGCAGCUGGCGGAGCGGGCUCGGGCCCGGCAGGAGGAGGCGGCGCGUCUGGGGCUGCCGCCGGACGCCAAAGCCUUUGCCAAGAAGCGCAAGUGGGGCGGCGCGUUGGCGACCGAGGCGCCCAGCAAGGAGAGGAGGGACUCAGUCCCCACGCGGCAGGCGGUGGCAAUCCCCACCAACUCCGCCAUCACUGUGUCCUCCUACGCCUACACCAAGGUGACGGGCCCCUACAGCCGCUGGAUCUGAGACCGAGGCGACCGCCAUGGCCCCAUCUUACCUCAACCCUCGGCAGCGCCGCGGCCCGGCGUUGCUUCGUGGUGCUUUCUCCUCGGGCGCGGGGGAGAAGAAAACAAAAGUAAAUAGACGAAACCGAAGCGAAACACAACAACCACAAAAAACAAAAAAAAAAAUCCAACCCAUAGGAAACGAACCCAACGCGUGUGCUUGGGAGCAGCGGAGCCGGCGCGGGCUCACGCCGUCGGAGAGCUGCGCCCGGCGAGGAGUUGGCAAAGCAAGCAAAACUUGGGUGAAAAACCCAAGAGGAACGAUGCUGUUUGAUGAUUUUAGGUAAUCUCAUAUUUAUAUCUCCAUGUUUUUUAAUCUAGCCUCGGAUGAAUUUCCUAGCGUCCUUUCGCAAGGAGAGGUUUUUAAUUCCACUUCAAAUGGCCUGUUUGUUGGAUUUGAUUUUAUUUUAUUUUUUACUCCGAUGACAACGACGAAGCCGAUCUUCGAAAGAGAAGCCAACGUUGAGAAACCACCCUAAUCAUGAAUCCAAACCAACUUGAACACCAAACCAGCUCAAAGGCAAGAGGUGACUCCCUCCAGCUCCGCCGCGUGGGGGCUGCUGGGACCGUGUGCUUUACUGUCAGCUGGACACGCUGAACAUCCAAUUAUUUUUAUUCCAAGGACCUAAAAAUACCAAUUUUGCAGCUCGAGGAGACCUUUCUCACAGCAACGGGAGCCCGCGAGCGAGCGGGCCGUCCCGGGAUGGCGCAUCUCCGCCCGGCUCUCGCCUCUGGCGGGAUCGGCUCUGCCGCCGCGGAGCAAAGCCGGCGUCUCUCCUGGCGCCGGAGACCUCAGGACACGUCCGGGCUGGGGAACGCCGCUGCCGGGGGGCCACGCUCGGGCUCGGACUUGGGGCUCCUUUGCCCACGGCCUCCGGGGCGAGCGGCAGCGGCGGCGUCUCCGUAGGAGCCGACGGGACAAAAACAGAAGAAAAAAAAAGAAAAAAAAAUUACAAAAAACAGGAAAAAAAACCACAAACCAACCCCAAACUGUGAAUAGCGAGUGUUGCUCUCUGUACAUCACUGUUGCUAAAGUCUGGUGCUUUCCGUCUCUGGGGGACUUUCUCCGUGCAAUCGGCUCCGGGAAGAGCGAAUCCCAAGACUUGGCUGGCCAAAACCCCGCCGGGUCCGCCUUCCCCGCCGGUGCCGGCGAGCCGCGGCAGCGCCGCCGGGGCUCGGUGCUCUUUUCUCUCCCCGGGUGCCAUCCCUCCUUCCUACGGAUCACCGUUCUUCCCUCAAAACAAACAAACAAAAAAAAAACAAAACAAAAA